Daldinia childiae is the source of this 1194-nucleotide messenger RNA. RefSeq lists its product as uncharacterized. The record is from RefSeq and is a predicted model, not a curated record. Lineage: Eukaryota; Fungi; Ascomycota; Sordariomycetes; Xylariales; Hypoxylaceae. Bases 1 to 1194 code for a protein of 397 amino acids. The transcript has a single exon.
AUGGCUUCGAACGAGAAUCCACGACCGACAAUUGAGACGAGGGAUGAGAAUGAAGUUUCUUCUGUGAGCAGCCCGGCUUCAGUAACCCACGAGAACGCCCCGGCUCCGACGACGAGGGAUCAGCUUGGAGAACCUGUUAACGGGGGCGCACCAUCGAUGCCAGCUAGGUCAGCAGGAAAUCCAACUGCUCAACCACAAUCGCCAGCUCGUCAGCAGCCACUCCCACAACCGUAUCCUCAAUAUCCAUCACCUUAUGGACCAUAUGCCUACCAGCCCCAGCCGUACCCGUGUGCGCAGAAUGUUCGAGUCCUUCCUCCUUAUUCAAGGUACUGGACAGCCAUCAAACUCGUUCUCACAGUCUUCUCGAUUAUAUUCGCUAUCGUAAUCCUGGCCUUAUCAUGCGCCUUCCUUGACGACGAUGGUGGUGCCGAAGGCAUGGUACUAUAUACCCUUCCCAUCACCAUCGCUGCCAUUCUAUGGAACGGCGCUGAGUUGAUCACCUUCGGUAUUCGCUCACGGAAGGACGUUAAACGAGGGAUCCACCCAGGGGCACACGUCGGCCUGCACCUCUGCUUCUGGCUCGCCUGCGCAUUCGCCGUUCUUAUUACGGUUUCGAUUUCCCUCUCCGUACAGUCUAUGAUCAGAAAUUGCGCCGAGGAGGAAAUCGAGCGUUAUUCGUCUUAUAGUUAUAGUUACUGUCGCCGCCAUGACAUCGAACUGUACAGCAACGGCACGUAUCUGCCCAUGAUCCAAGCCGUACUUGCUUUCUUCUGCUUGGCAACCAUCAAUCAUUUCAUACUUUUCGUCGUGGCAUGCAUUGAUACGCACAAGCGGAAUAUUACAAGACCUGCAGGCGUUGUUCUACCACCUAUGUUAUCGACGGGAGGCAUGUACUAUCCACCUCCGCCACCACCGGGUACUACUCCUUACUAUCCAUAUCCGGUGGCGAUGCAGUCGUUAUCGCAACCACCACAACAGUCGCAAGCGGGAUUUGGUCCAGCUCCCAACGGAACUGGCGCCGUAGCACCAACCGCCCCUCAAGCCAACCCGGUCGGACAGAAUUACCAAAGCCUCGCCGGAUUUUACGCACCGGCACCACCGCAGCCUUCUUAUUUGCCAGCUCAGCCCGCGACAAACUCAAAUAACGAAAAGGCCGUGCCCUCUACUUCUGCUACCCCUGGCCAAGCAUCAUGA